AUGCGGCACGCUGACCGCCAUUAUGCUUCUUUGCUUCAAGAGCUGGGUCCAGCAGACCAUGGCAGGCACAGGCACGCGGCCGAGGAGAAGUACCCGGACCGCUGCGGAGGGGAUGGUGACAAGUGCGGCAAGCGCAUGCAGGAGGUUGUCGGCGAUUUGUCGCGGCCAAGCACAAAUUGCUGGCAGUGCAUCGAGCCAAGCACGUGGGCGCCACUAGGUCGGAGCACAAGUUUUCACGGCAGGACCCGAUGUGCGGACGUAAGAAAGCGCGAGGAAAAAACAACAACAACUGCUGGAUGA
Messenger RNA from Symbiodinium sp. CCMP2592, 300 nucleotides. NCBI's taxonomy places the organism in Eukaryota, Dinophyceae, Suessiales, Symbiodiniaceae. The record is from the annotation of a GenBank genome assembly.